Messenger RNA from Apiotrichum porosum, 984 nucleotides. RefSeq lists its product as uncharacterized. Lineage: Eukaryota; Fungi; Basidiomycota; Tremellomycetes; Trichosporonales; Trichosporonaceae. The transcript has 5 exons. Bases 1 to 984 code for a protein of 327 amino acids. The record is from RefSeq and is a predicted model, not a curated record.
AUGACCCAGGACCCCAAGCCCCAAUUCCUCAUCGAUCUCGAGCGAGACGGCUACGUGGUGGUGCCCGGUGUGGUUGGCAAGGAGGAGUGCGCAGAGUUCCAGGAGGCAUCACUCAAAUGGCUCGAGUCGUUCCCAUACGGGUUCAAGCGGGAUGACCGCUCGACAUGGACAAGGGAGAACCUCCCCGAGGGUGCGACUGGUGGCAUCUACAACCGUUAUGCCGUUAGCCACGAGGACUUUGUGUGGCGAAUUAGGGCCCACCCGGGCAUCGUCGAUAUCUUCUCCACCAUCUGGGGCACCGACGACAUCCUCGCCUCGUUUGACGGCAUGAACGUUACCAUGCCCAUUAACGAGAAGACCGGCCGCACCGACAUUCCUCUCACGGAGGCGUGGCCUCACAUUGACCAGAACGCUCGCAAUGUCGACCGUUUUGAGCUGUACCAGGGUAUUGCCAACCUGGCUCCCAACGGCCCCAACGACGGCGGCCUCUGUGUCCUCAAGGGCUCGCACCUCAAGCACGCCGAGCACUUUGCAAGCAUUGGCGGUUUCCGCCCGGAGAAGGACGCCGGCGAGGACCAGAACGCCUACGGCUACAUCGACGAGGACUUCCAGUGGUACAAGGACAACGGGUGCGAGGUGGUCAAGGUGUGCGCUGGCGAGGGUGACCUGAUUCUGUGGGACUCGCGUACCGUCCACUGGAACUCGAGCCCCGUCGGUGAACAGACUCGCUUCUGCUGUUACGUCUGCUACUGCCCGCGAUCGAUGGCGAGCGAGGCCGACCUGGCCAAGAAAUUCGAGGUGUUCAAGGCACGCAAGUGCACGACCCACUGGCCCAACCAGAACAUUGUGUUCACCGACUUGGACAACGACUAUGCCGUCCCCCGCCGUCCUGACGGUACCGUCGACCCCGCCAACCGUGACAAGCCGUUUGUGGACGUUAUCGAGACCCCCGCUGUGCUCCGUCUCGUUGGCGUUAGGGCUUAG